AUGAAGACCUUAUUGAGAGAAUCACUGAAUGAAGCAACCAAAUUAAGAAGCAAAUACAUCAAAGUAUUCAACACGGCACAGACGCCAGAGAAGAUACUUCUUGGCGCUGCAUUCUGUUCAAUGAUGAUACUUUCCAUGUUCGCAAUAGCAUUUCUGUGCAAGAAGCUUUUCAGCAGGAAAAGAGACCCCAAGAAAUAUAAGCACCAUGUGCACCAUGUUGACGAGAACGAGGUAGAAAGAAUCUUCAAAAUGAUUAAGGACCUCAUUGUGAACAGACCCGAGUCUAUAAAGAGAGUUGAAAAUUCAGAAGGACAUCUGGUUGACUUUUCUCGAUCAUACGGCAGCGACGGCACAAACUCCAGAAUCCUGUUCAAGAACUCAAACAUGUAG
This is a messenger RNA of Nematocida minor, 390 nucleotides long. RefSeq lists its product as uncharacterized. The transcript has a single exon. Bases 1 to 390 code for a protein of 129 amino acids. The record is from RefSeq and is a predicted model, not a curated record. Lineage: Eukaryota; Fungi; Microsporidia.